Ostreococcus lucimarinus CCE9901 is the source of this 1712-nucleotide messenger RNA. RefSeq lists its product with no specific name. Lineage: Eukaryota; Viridiplantae; Chlorophyta; Mamiellophyceae; Mamiellales; Bathycoccaceae. Bases 1 to 1704 code for a protein of 567 amino acids. The record is from RefSeq and is a predicted model, not a curated record. Gene Ontology annotation, molecular function: alpha-1,4-glucan glucosyltransferase (UDP-glucose donor) activity. The transcript has a single exon.
AUGGAGACGCGCGCGGACGCCGCGCCGGCGGAAACGGCGGCGCCGGUCGAACGGCGCGCGAGCGUCGUCGAGGGAUGGGACGAGGCGCGCGCGCCGACGCCGGGCACGGCGUUUUGGAACGCGAUGCCGCGGGCGACGAGAGCGGACGCUCGAGAAGCGGAAGUGACGAAGACGACGUCGCCGUUGCGCGUGGUGCACAUCACCGCCGAGUUGGCGCCCAUCGCCAAGGUUGGCGGUUUGGGCGACGUCGUCGAAGGACUGGCGCGCGCGCACGGGAAGAUGGGACACGCGGUGACUGUGAUUCUUCCAUUUUACUCGUGUUUACCGACGGACAAGAUCGACGGCUUGACGCACGUGAUGGAUUACGACGUCACCAAGGGUCGUUAUCAAGACGGCGAGACGCGAUAUUUCAACUUUCGCACGACGGCGAUGCGAGGGCGAGUGAACGGCAUCGACGUGAUACUUCUCAAGCCACACGACGACGAGCGCUCGAAUAUAUUUCAAGGUUCGAAGAUUUACGGCGGAUCGUACGAUGAACGUGAGGCGUACUUGUACUUUUGUCGCGCGGCGCGCGAAUUUUUAAUCGCCUCUGGUGAGAAUCCAAACAUCAUUCACUGUCACGAGUGGCAAGCGUGCGGAUUUCCUAUGAUCUUUUGGGGACUUCGCGAUGCGUACGGGCAAGACUGCGACGGUAUGUCCAACGCGAAAAUCAUGCUGACGAUUCAUAACUUGGACUCCAACGGCGAAGCGAGACAGGAAGAGUUCUGCGCCACGGGCGUGGACGCCUCCAUGUUCGCCACCGUCGACAAGGCUUUGGACGAACGCACCAUCGGGCACAACCCAGAAAGGCUUUGCUUGCUCAAGGGGGGCAUCGUGUAUUCGAAUCACGUCACCACGGUGUCUCCGACGUACGCGACGGAAAUUCUCGCCGGCGGUGGCGGAUUCACGGGGAAGAAUCUCGUUGGAAACAAGCACAAGUUUAGCGGGAUUCUCAACGGAAUCGAUCCGGAGAGUUGGACCCCGAGCGACGAUCCGUUCAUACCGUACGGCUAUGACUCUACCAACGUCAAGUCGCAAAAGGCGUUGUGCAAAAAGUAUCUGCAGCGCGGAUUAGGUAUGAAGGAAGACCCCGACGCGCCGCUGGUCGUGUGCGUGUCGCGCCUCGUGCCGCAAAAGGGAGUAAAUCUCAUCGAGCAAGCGAUUCGCACGACGCGCUUUAACGGCGGUCAAUUCGUGCUUCUCGGCACCGGCCAUUCAGACGGCGUUUUCCGCAAAAUGGCUGAAACGGAAGAGUUCGGAGAAAAUUCCGACUCGACGCGGCUUAUGCUCAUGUACAGCGACGCAUUGAGCCAUUUACUCUACGCCGCAGCGGACAUUGUCAUCGUGCCCUCGAUGUUCGAGCCGUGCGGACUUACGCAAAUGAUCGCGUUGCGCUACGCCGCACUUCCGCUCGUCCGUCGCACGGGCGGUCUCGCGGAUACCGUAUUCGACAUCGAUGACGCUUCGAUCGACGAAAACGAACGAAACGGUUUCGUGUUUGAUGGCACGGGUGCUGAAGACAUCGACGUCGCGCUCUCGCGAGCAUUCAAUCUGUACAAAUCCAAACGCUCCACGUUUGAGGAGUACCAGAAGCGCGCGAUGAACGUCGACAACACGUGGACGGAACCGGCUCAGUCAUAUAUUGACCUUUACAGAACGCUUUAAAAGCGCGG